AUGGGGAAGAAUAAGCGCCAAAAACAGAACAAAAUAAACGCCGGUGGUGGAGGCUCAGCAUCAUUAACCCAAGAGGAAAUUUGGGACGACUCAGCCCUGAUUAGAUCGUGGAAUGAUGCACUUCAAGAAUACGAGUACUACCACAGUAUCCACGCGAAAGGCGAAGAUGUAGAAGAAGUUCUCCGUAGAGCCGAGACGGGCGAUUUCGACGACCCAGACGUCGGCAUGGAUGCCUGUGAGUGGAGAGAUGCGAAUGGGACGGCAGAGGAGGAUUACGCUGCCUUAAUGGCUGGCAGGACUCCUCCUUCUACCUCCAACAACGUCGCCGAAGAAGGAGAAGUCGAAGAAGGUGAACUGGAUGACACGGCUGAAGUCCAACAGGGUCUUGACGCGACUCACACCGGGAAUCGCUCUCAACUGGCCUCAAAAACAGCGACACUACCACAGAAUACCAUUAUCGGCCCGCAGCUGCCCCACGCUCCCAAUGGACCUGCUGCAGCACAAUCAGGUACAGCAGGCGGGGCCUCAAUGACACCUCAAGAUCAGACCCUCGAAAAUCUGAAAAUGGCCUAUUACUGGGCUGGAUACUACUCUGGUCUUUACGAUGGCCAGCAACAGACAAAGUCGCAACCUCAGUCUUGA
Molecule: messenger RNA, 642 nt
Organism: Exophiala bonariae
Lineage: Eukaryota; Fungi; Ascomycota; Eurotiomycetes; Chaetothyriales; Herpotrichiellaceae
Exons: 2
Coding region: 1-642 (213 amino acids)
Cellular component (GO): nucleus
Source: RefSeq, a predicted model, not a curated record